CAAAUAAAAGCUAAUCCUUUAUCUAUCCCAGAAACAGUGUUUGGCACCUCGGAAAGCUUAAUAAAAGAGAAAAGGAAAACAAAAUUCAUAUUUUCCUUUAAUUAUUUGAAAACCCAUCUCCAUUUACCCCCCCUCUCUCCCUCUCUCAAUGUCAAAGUUCGACUACCCAAGACUGUCCCGCGCCGAAAUAGUGACGGUCUUAGCAGAGUCACAGAUCGCCGCUGUUGUAGAGAACGAUAUAAAGAACCCAAACCCAGAUUUCUUGUCUGAUCUCUAUACCCGACUUCUGAUCCACCUUGAUCUUCUUCACGAAGAAGAUCAAGGGCAGGUGGAGUUCGCUGCUUUGGAGCAGCUUGAGAACCCAGACCAUCACGCGGACUCUGUUAGGACCAUGAAUAUGUAUAUUAGGAUAAGAGAGAUGUUGGGCUUGGUGGAUUGCCCAAUAAAAUUUACCCUCAAAGAUCUUUUGAGGCCACAAGGAGACCGGACUGAAAUUUUUCUAAGUGCAAUACUCAAUUUCUGUCUUCACAAAGAAUCAAAAAUGAAUCUACUAAGACCAAUGGGGGAGGAACUCACACUUCUUGAUGAUCAGCGGAGGGAAUGGGAGGAUAAGAUUUCACAGUUGAAUGCACAAAUAUCUGACUAUAAUGAAGCAAGGGAAAGGGAGUUGCCACUUGUGCAAGAGGUAGAUGCCAACGUUAAAGAAUUGCAUCAGACCAUUGCAGGCCUCAACAAUCACCAGUUGUCACUCAGAGCUUCUUUCCGAAAAUUAAAGGAGAAGACUGGGGAAAUGGACGAGGAGAUUUCAAAAGCAGAGUUUGAUCUGGUACAAAGUGUCCAAGAAAAUGCAAGCCUACGUUCAAAAAUUGUUCAAUCGCCUGAUAAAUUGCAGAGGGCUUUGGAGGAGAAGAAAUCAUUUCGGGAAGAGGCAAGAAAUGCUGAAAGAUUAGCAAUGCAGUCCUUUCAAGAGAAGACUUCCAUUAUAGAGGUUUAUUCGAAGACUUUUAAGAAAAUGUCAAAGCACCUCAAACAAAUGCAGGCUAUACAUGAACAGGUAAAUUCUGCAAAGUCCAUCGAGAAAGACUACAAGACCCUAAAAGCUAAGCUGAGCGACGAUGGAGUGUUGGAUAAGUCACUUGAUGCCAAACUAGUUGAACGGCAAGCUAAAGCACAACAGUUGGAUGAGUUGAGAAAGAUAUUGGAGAAAGAAGGAAAUGUGAAGAGUGAGGAGGCUACAAAAGAAUUUAAUAAUAUUAAGUUGGAGGUGGAAUCAAAGAGGGGUGAUCUGGAAGCAAGGCAAAGGAAGGUUGAAUCUGUAGUAUCAGAGGUUGAUGCUAUUACAUCAAAAACAAAUUUGGUGAAAGAAUCUGGAGCUGCUAAAGUGCAAGAGUUAGUUCACAAAUGUGAAGAGGUUGUAGAACAGUUUCAACAAUAUAAGAAUUCUACGGAGCUUUUGCUGCAGUGAUGAAUGCAUUUGCCAAGUAAUGCAUAGUCUAGUUUGGCAUUAGUGUUUCAACAAUGUAAGAAUUCUGCGUUUGGCGUUGGUGAUGAAUAUAUUUGCCAAGUAAUGCAUAGUGUAGUUUGUUGUUUAAACUUGUAUCAAAGCCACUCACAUAUCCCCUAUUAUCUAAGUCAAGCUAUUAUUGGUGUUCA
This is a messenger RNA of Hevea brasiliensis (rubber tree), 1653 nucleotides long. RefSeq names its product kinetochore protein NUF2 homolog. Gene Ontology annotation, cellular component: Ndc80 complex; kinetochore. The transcript is spliced from 11 exons. The record is from RefSeq and is a predicted model, not a curated record. NCBI's taxonomy places the organism in Eukaryota, Viridiplantae, Streptophyta, Magnoliopsida, Malpighiales, Euphorbiaceae. Gene Ontology annotation, biological process: mitotic spindle organization; meiotic chromosome segregation; kinetochore organization. Gene Ontology annotation, molecular function: protein-containing complex binding. The coding region runs from base 149 to 1465 and encodes 438 amino acids.